AACUCCGUUAAACUAAUGCUUACUGUAACGGAGAUAGUAAAAAUUUCCCGCUUCAUUUACCCGGAUCCUCUCUCUCUCUUUCUCUUUCUCUCUCUGUGGCUGAUUCACAGUAACGUGGCACCAUGUCACCGGCUACCUGUACGUGUCAUCGAAAUCGACACAAAGCAACAUCUCGGCCGUCCGAUCGACAUGUUCCGAUCAAAAUUCUCGUUGACCUAUCGAACGGCCCACAGGAAUUGUUCGUUUGGUACAAAACCACCAAUCCCCUUCCCUCAUCAUAUAGGCACACCGAGUCCACCAUACAAAAGACGAAAUUGGAGCCACUGAGACUAGAUCGAACGGCUCUGGUUAACGAUUCCACAUCGACUGUACCGUGUAUAUUUAGGGUCCCACUCACACACCUGCACCCUGUCUCCGAUAUUGGUAGACGGAAUAGUAGGAGUCGUUCUGAUCCCCUCGCCACCGCGUCCAAACCCUAACCCUAGUUUUAAACCCGAUCUCUCGAUCCGGACCCGAAGCACUAUUGGCCGAGUGCUCGAGAAAAAGCCCAGCAGAAGCCAUGCCUUCGGUCGAAGAGGAGCAGGAGCGCGCCGUCUUCGACGACGACGUCGACGACGAUGAUGACGACAUGGAGGGCGACGACAGCGAGGAGGACGAAGAGGAAGGUUACGAGGACGACGAUACUGAGGCGGUGCCGCCACCCGCCUUCGCCGGCGCGGCAGCGGCGGCCGCGCCUCCUCUCCCCGCGAAGCCCGCGGAGGAGGGCCUCAGUGGCUCCACAACCUCCACAUCCUCCUCCUCUGACCGCGCCGCCCCGAACCCUAACCCCCCCUCAAACCCGAACCCGAACCCUACUACCGCCGCAGAUCCGGGCUCCACCCCGCAGAACGGCGCCAUCCCUGCUCUUCCCCUCUCGGCCGCCGCGCCCUCUACCCCCGCGGCUGGCGGCCAAUUCACGCCAUGCUCCUCCGGUCCCGUCACCCAGCCGUCCGAGGACAGGAAGCCGUUCCCUGUCGCGGUAGCCGCUGUCGGCGGCGGAUACGACGACUCCCGGCGGCUCUUCCAGCGGCUGUGGACGGAUGAGGAGGAGAUCACGAUCCUGCAAGGGUUUCUUGAGUUCACGGCGCGGCGCGGCACCACCUUCGCUUCCCACCAGUACGACACCGGCCCUUUCUACGAGGAGAUCAAGCAGCGGCUCCAGCUGGAGUUCACCAAGAACCAACUCAUCGAGAAGCUCCGCCGGCUCAAGAAGAAGUACCGGAACGUCGUCAGCCGUAUGCGGUCCAUGGGGAAAGAUUUCGCCUUUAAGAGCUCCCAUGAAAAGGGUAUCUAUGACAUAGCUCGCAACAUCUGGAGUGCUAACGUCAAGAGGGCUCAUGACAGCGACGACGACGAUCUCAACACCCCUAACAAUUCCUAUACCAUCGAAGCCAUCUCCGGUCCCGAUGGAGCCACGACGAAUUCAGACAGGAGGAUCUCAAGAUCACGGAGGCGUUUCAGAAGGAGGGCAGCAGAAGAGGCAACGGCAACGGCGGCGGCAGCAGCAGCAGCAGCAAACCCUGCAACAGUAGGGGUCCCGGUAACCCAAGUGCCUUCAUCGUCAGCUGCAGCGAUCCCGGGCAUCAUCGAGGAGACGGUGAAGAGUUGCCUCUCGCCGCUGUUUAAGGAGUUGAUAUGCUCGGCAACCGGGGGACCGCUCGGUCCGGGGCUCAGUGGUGAGGCUGGUAUAUUGGGGCCAGGGCUAGGCGGCGCUGCAGCGGCGCUGAGCCCAAUGCCAUUCUGCCUCGGCGGAGGCCCGGCAAGUCUUCCAGGCUCAGGGGCGGCCGUGGAUGAGAAGUGGAAGAAGCAGCAGAUCCUGGAGCUGGAGGUGUACUUGAACCGGAUAGAGCUCCUGCGAGACCAGAUCAAGUCUACCUUGGAGGAGCUCAAGUCCUCCGGGAGCUGAUAAGAGGUUUCCUUUCACAACUUGUACUUUUUAAGUUGUGGAUCUGAUGUUUCCGUUCGUAAUUCUUAGUUUGGAUAAUUCUGUCUUGUUAAUUAGAAGAUACAGGGGCUUUGGGAAUAACUAUCGUUCCUUUCUUCUAGUAAUCUCCAUUCGAUUUAGUUACUUUUUUCCUUGUGCUCUACAGGAAAGAUUACCUGGAGGAAUAAGUGGAAAGAAUUGUGGGCACUCUUAUUUUCA
Phoenix dactylifera (date palm) is the source of this 2182-nucleotide messenger RNA. The record is from RefSeq and is a predicted model, not a curated record. Lineage: Eukaryota; Viridiplantae; Streptophyta; Magnoliopsida; Arecales; Arecaceae.